Messenger RNA from Kwoniella shivajii, 2274 nucleotides. RefSeq lists its product as uncharacterized. Gene Ontology annotation, molecular function: DNA binding. Lineage: Eukaryota; Fungi; Basidiomycota; Tremellomycetes; Tremellales; Cryptococcaceae. Gene Ontology annotation, cellular component: nucleus. Bases 1 to 2274 code for a protein of 757 amino acids. The record is from RefSeq and is a predicted model, not a curated record. The transcript has 2 exons.
AUGACGUCUACUCCUGUACCCGCGGCCGAUCAAGAACAAUCUUCAGACACACCGAAACGGCAUAGGCAUGAUACCUCUAUUCCCGAUUAUGAAUCACCUUCGGCUUAUUUAGAUAGUACAUACGUGUCAACAUCACCCAACACCCCUCACGGAAACGAGGUGAAAUAUGAUCAUAUCGCAAUCACCGAAGGCUUGGUCGCUCAUCAUCAACCACCGCAACAUCCCGUAACACUUGAUGACCCUUACGCUUUUCAAUACACGGGGUUCCCGACUGAUCAACGACAUCUUCAACAUGAAGAGUAUGUACCUAUGCAAGAACAAAUCACACCUCCUGCACCUUCCAGAGAAGAAGACGAUAGAACUCCGGUCGUCACUGAGAUCCAAGCGCAACCAAUCAAUUUACCUUGUCCACCUAAUAUAUCGGGUGAUAGAACCAUUAGAGCAUCGAAUCACAAGAAACCACCUCUCAUGUCUCCUUUUAAGACUUUUCCAGAUCAUCAACAACCGCAGCAUCAACAGCAACAACAACAGCAAAUGCAACAACAUCAGCAGCAACCACAAUCACCUGCAUAUCCAUUACCCAUAGAGCAUCAACAAUAUCUAGACAAUACUGCAAUGUAUUACAGCCAGCAACCAGGUUUCAUAGCUUAUCCUCAACAAAUAUCUCCUUCAGCACCCAUGAGCUUCGCUCAGUUUCCACCGCCACCUCACUUUGUCAAUAUGCCACAGCAAUUGAAUGGAAUCUACCCGGCAGAAAUGUAUCAACCACAACCUCAAUACGCAUUUGCCGGUCCUCCUAGAAGUCGGAAUGGAUCACCUACUUCCAGCAUAUCUUCUUCCGCUGUUUCCCUAGCCCGCACCGCCUCGACUUCUUCCGAUUUCCGUGCUACUCGACCCAAAGUAAAGCUCACGUAUGAGGACAAAAGGAAUAUUGUUAAUCUUCAUCGAUCGAACAGUUCUCUGAGGCAAGAAGAUAUCGCUAGAAUGUACGGCGUUGAUCGAAGCACUAUUAGUAAGAUCAUCCUGUCGUCUCAUAGAUGGACCCAACCUCAAGAACCUCCAGCUCCUCCAGCGCCUAAAGUCCCGAAAACUGUCGGAGGCAGAUUCCCCGCUGUAGAAGCUAAACUGGAUGAAUGGUUUGAUACGCAAAUCGCUGCUGGUCAGGAUGUGCGCGACAAUAUAGCUAGGGAGAAAGCAAAAUCUUUCGCUAAAGAAAUUGGAUUCCCUAUGGAUAGAUUCAAGGCUUCCGCAAAGUGGCUCGAUAAGUUCAAGGACAGAAGGCGCGCAGCUGGCAAACCUGUUCCCCUACAACUGGAUUACGGUCACUUUGCAUACUCUGCACAACCUUAUCCCAUGAUGACCUCACCGAUGGAAGGUGGUGUUCACCUCUCUCGAUCUCAGUCGACCAUCACCCUUUCGUCAUCCGAUUCAAGCGGUCAAGAACAGUAUCAACCUCCUGUAUACCUUCAGACAGAUAGCGCACAUUCACGUAUGGGUUCCACACGCUCCGAAUCUGAUCUUCUCAACAGCUACGAUGUCACUCCCAACUCCAGGUCACGAUCUCAGUCUUCCCCGCAAGUCUUAGGCGAACCUGGCAUGCAAUCCCCUUCCUCGGGGAAAGUGUUAAAGCACAGACCUACACCAAUAGCCUUGCAACGACAAAACUCUUUCCACGGCUCAAGUCCAUCACCACGUCGACCACAAGGUUUGAGCCGAACCAAUUCCAUCCAAGGCAGUGCGAGAAGACAAAACAGACCAUUGAGUUUGGCUGCAUCUGCGUUUGGAUUUACAAAUGUGGAUCCUACCUCAUCAUCACAAUCACCUUUGCAAUCCCCAACACCCAGUCAUCAUUCACGUCAAAGAUCAGACGUAUCAAUCGCAAAUGGAUUUACAGGCAUGACUUUGUCACCACAGGUCUCCGAUAACGGUGAAGGUAUGAUGCCCAUGUCAAUGUCAUUAGGUACAAUACCACCUUUGACACCGAUAACUCCCGCUCAAGGAAAUGGUGUGGGUCAUAAUGGAGUUUUCGCAAACACAGAAUAUGGUGAAUUCCAAAACGAACUUCCAAUAUCAUUACCUAUUCAACAUCAACAGAUUCAACAACAAAUGCAUUAUGCUACGAUGCCAAAUAAGCAUUACAUGUCACAUCAUCAACAUCAACAACAAUUUCCACAAGCAUAUAUCCAGCAACCUGGAUUAAUGUAUCCUCCAAACGAUUUUGGUCCUCCUCAAGGUUACAUGAUCCCUCAAAGUCAACCACAGCAAUGGCAAUAG